AUUGGAUGGUGGAUCUUCGCCUGGUAGCUUGUUCCAUAUCUAACACGGUAAUUGCCAGCUUUGGGUUUCUCGAUGGUGUAUCGAACCCGUCGGUCAUUGGAUUUGAUGCAAAUCCACCCCCGGGUCCGAAACUCGUACGAGCAGAUGUGUUGCUAGCCGGAGAAGAAGGAGAUUCGCGGGCGGCGACUAGGCCGGACUGGUCGAAGGACGGGACAUUUCUGGUCUUCCAGUACCUAUUGCAGCUCGUGCCUGAGUUUGCUGAUUUCUUGAGGAAGCCUCCUAUCAUCAUCAUGCCCGGGCUUUCGCCUGAGGAUGGUAGCGAGCUGAGAGAUGCGAAGAUGGUCGGAAGGUGGAAGAGCGGUGCACCUAUCGAUAUCACGCCACUCAAAGAUGACCCCGAAUUAGCUGCCGAUCCUCAGAAGAACAACGACUUCAGUUUCGAAGGGGAGCGCGACGACCAGUUCCGGUGCCCAUUUGCUGCUCACAUUCGGAAGUCGCGAGACUAACAUGUAAUGAUCGCAGGCUGGGAAAAUUCAGUCAAUUUUCUACCAUUUCAUCAAACGCCGGCUAAGCCAGGAUUCGAUCCAAUCAUCGGACAGGCUGGAAAAGGAGGGAUCAGAACGUUGUCAGGGACCGAUCCUGCUGAUCCCAAUGUCGAGCUUGCUUUGAUAGAGCAAUCUGUUGUUCCUCGUGGUGGUGAAUACUUCUUCACACCUUCUAUCAAGAGUUUGAAGGAGACUUUUUGCGAGGGCAUGAAUUUCUUCUUGUUCCCAAAUUUCCUGCUCUGUGUAUCAAAGCUUUUUGGACUAUAAUUUUUCGGUUUGUGAUAAGAUGAAAUGACCUGACUACUGCCUGCC
Messenger RNA from Guyanagaster necrorhizus, 857 nucleotides. RefSeq lists its product as uncharacterized. The record is from RefSeq and is a predicted model, not a curated record. NCBI's taxonomy places the organism in Eukaryota, Fungi, Basidiomycota, Agaricomycetes, Agaricales, Physalacriaceae. Bases 6 to 506 code for a protein of 166 amino acids. Gene Ontology annotation, cellular component: cytosol. Gene Ontology annotation, molecular function: heme binding; peroxidase activity. The transcript is spliced from 6 exons.